Pelagomonas calceolata is the source of this 4994-nucleotide messenger RNA. The record is from the annotation of a GenBank genome assembly. NCBI's taxonomy places the organism in Eukaryota, Pelagophyceae, Pelagomonadales, Pelagomonadaceae.
AUGAACAAGGAGCGCGCCGCGCAGCACGAGGAACGCAUGCUGAGGCAGCGCCGAGAUAUUCUGCGGGAGAAGGCUAUUGAUGAUGCCAUGGAGGCCGACCGCAUUGCGGCCGAAAUAGCUGAUCAAGAAAAAGGUGGCAGCAAGAAAAAUGUAACAGCUAGACAGAAGGCCGGCCUCGAGAAGCAGAUGAAGGAACGCGAGUACCUCAAGGUCGAGGCCGCGGAGCAGGCCAAGGAGGACAAGGCCAUGGUCGAGGCGAUCGUUGCCAAAAUUGAGGCGGAAGAUCGGGCCGAGUACGAAGCCAGGGAGAAGCACAAGGCCGAGACUCGCGUGUUGAUCAAGCAGUACGCGGAACAACGUAAAAGGGAUGUUAUUGAGGCUAGACAACAAGCCGCCGAGGAGGAGGCGGAGAUCAUCGCCUACUCCCGAGCGUUGGCUGCCAGAGAAGAGCAGCUCGAGCAGAUGAAGAAGGAGAAGGCCCUCGCGGCGAAGAAGGCCUUUGAUAAGAUCGUCCAGCAGACGGAGCUCGUGCGAUCGGCUGAUGACGAGAUCGCUCGCUUGCGAGACUUACUGUGGGAGGAGGAGCUGCUCAAGAAGUCUCGCAUUCUCGAGGAGGAGCGCGAAGCGAAGAGACUAGCGAACAUCGCGGAGAUGAAGCGCCAGAAUGAUAUUGUGUUGGCGAACAAGAAGAAGCAGCAGGCCGUCGAACAGGCCGAGGAGGAGCGCCUGGUGCAGGUCAUGAUCGACAAAUUUAAGAGAGAUGACGAAGAGGAAAGGCUCAAACAACAGGCUAUUAGGGACGCGAAGGACCGCUACAAGGGCAUGAUUUCUGACGAUGCCGAUGCCAAACAUGAGAGAUAUUUGAAACACCUCGCGGAUGAGGAGAAUCUCAAGCAGGACGACGACUCGGGCGAGCAGUACCGGUUGCAGGUGGUUCGUGAAGCUAGACGUCGCUUAUUGGCGGAGCACGCCGACGCGUUACGGGGCUUCAUGCCCAAGGGCGCCGUUUCUGCGGAAGAGAGAGAUGAGUUCGCCCUCUGAGCGUAAGGAGCGUUUUUACUAGAGUCGCGUCGAUGGCGUCGGGGGGCGUUGGACAUCGUCGACUCUAGUGAUCGACGCGAACGCGGCUGACGGACGCCGCGAGGCCUCGCCGUGCCCCUACGAGCAAAGUUGUACGGGGGGCGUACGUACGGCCGGAUAGCCCUCGUGUACGCGUGCGACGCCGAUUUGUUCGUGCUAGUGUCUUACGGACACUAUGAUUAUGCCCAGGUCAAUAAAUUUCAGCGCACACAAUUGACCCGAUACGCACGAGUGCAUUCAGGACUGGCACGCUUGCGCAGCUGCAUAAAAAUAUACAUUGAACGAUAUUCUUGAGCGAUAAGCUGCGACCGACGGGCAAAGUUUGGAGUGGCAGGGUCAACGUCUGCGCUGCAAUGCGGCAAUUUUUGUGCAUCUGCGCAUAUGCGGCCGCAGCCGCUGAAACGCAUGUCGUCCUGCACGCCCCCGACGCGAAACGCGCGCAACCGUCGCUCGCCGCGCUAAAAGAGCACGCCGUCACCGUCGUCCACCGCGGCGGCGACGUCGGCGCGGCGGCGCGAGCAGCCGCAACGACCGCGGACACGAUCAUUUUGUACGACGCCCGCCACGCGCCGCUGCAGCACACCCUUGAUUGGAAUACAACAAUCAAAACCGCGAAGGCGUGCGCGGCAUUAUUACCGGACGACGUAGAACGAGUCGGCACGGCUCGGAAAGCGAACGGUAUUGUACUGUCAAACCGGGAAGCGAGGAGAGCUUCCGGAGAGACUAUCAAUGAAAUACUAACAAACGUCAAGUGUCGCGUCGCGCCGAUGCCCGUUGACGAAGACAAGGAACUGCCCUACAGGAAGCCCGAACCCCGCAGCCAACAAAGGCGAUUACACGAGCAUGGGAGCGGCGACUGGUUCGACGACUACUACGAGGACCCCCUGAAAGAUGUACAAGAUACGCCCGGUCGUUCACUAGCACUACUGCUAGGUUAUGAUGUUACGACAAAAAUCGACCCGUUUUCAUCGAGACCGAUAUCAAGAGAUGAAGCAUUCUGCCUAUUAGCACAUGCGCCGCGCAUCGCGUUCCUCGGGGACUCGCUCACGCGAUUUCAUUUCUUUACCUUAAACGAGUGGCUCUCCACCGGAAAACUGCAAACGCACCUCUACUCGAAGUGGGGCAACGGUGAUGGUUCAAUCCACUACGACACAAGUGAUAGAUGGACGCAUACCUCGUCUAGUAAACAUGCCCAGCACUUUAAGAAGACGAUACCACUUACCAGUAGAGCCCAAGCCAUGUGUGGCGACGACCUCGGUGUGACAGAAAUAGAAACAGAAUACUGGUUCCUGGCGGACUGGCACCACGUUGAAAUCGAUGCGAUACCAUUAUUCGAAGAUACUAUUGCACCGUGGGCGUCGAUGGUGAUCGUAAAUUCAGGCUGGUGGGAGCUCAAACGAUGUAGCUGCGACCAUGCCUAUGGUCGUGAUGAUACCUGUCGGAAAGAGUAUAGAGGAGUAUUAGAGCAGUAUGCUACUUCGUUACUAGAUAAGGUACCAUAUCCAUAUAUAAGACUAUCUUCAUGUUGUGGCGAAUAUACGGAGCAGCACUGCGACGGCGACCCCGUCUAUGAGGAUAGAUCGAUGUGGCCUGACGGUUUAAUGGAUAUAUAUAAGCAUGAGAGCAACAAGGGGGUCCUAGCUUUCAACGAGGUGCUGUUGGAUUUUGCCAUUGAGAAAAAGUAUAGGCAUUUUGAUCCACACCCCUUCGCUAACUUACAGAACAUCUACGACCGUACUAUUGAUGGUUCUCAUCCAGUCCAACCUCUCUAUCAUCUGUGGAACCAGUAUUUGUUAAGUAGUAUCAAGGGAGAUGGGAGGAUCUUUCCCGUGGUUGAUGGCGUACGUACUUCGGACGCGUACAAGGUGCUCUCGGAGGUGCUGCCGGCGUCGUGUGCCGAUGGGAUGCUAUCAAAAAACGAGAGCGACGUCGACUGCGGCGGCGUCUGCCCGGCUUGUAGCGCCGGCCAGCGGUGUUAUCUUGAUUCUGAUUGUGUGAGCAGCUGCUCUUAUGAAUCAGAGAAGUGUGAAGAUGCGCCGAGCGCGCGCGAGAGCGGCCUGUGCACCUGCGACGCCGUGCCCACGCGCGCGCCCGUGACUCAUAACGACGACGACGCCGAAGAUGAGAAACCGGCUUGGAUCGAAGACGAUGACAUAGUCGGGUAUGGCACGUCCUCGGCGACCUCGGAUAUCCUGGGCGACAAGGCCAUCCGGGAGGGCGGUCCCGGUUCGUGUGCCGUCCCAGAAGAUGAUGAAGAUGCGUCCUGGCGCCAGGCCUGGAAAAGGACGCGGAAAGGCCUGAAGAAGAUGUCCAAAAAAGGCGCGUGCGCCUUGGGUCCGGGCCCGCGCGUUUUAUUGUUCCUGCUCUUUGGGAUUCUUGGUGCGGCCGUACGGGCGUCGUUUACGCGACGACGCCCGACUUCACCACGACGGUCCUCCAUCGAGCUCACGCCCAUGAGCAACAGACCGGCGUCACCGACAAACCGCAUAGCAGUAGAGGAAGGCUCGCCCCUACUCAACGCCCUGGAACUAGCUAUGUGGUUAUUCAUAGCGGCUUACUGCGAUCAAUUAGCACCAACUGGGCUACUACCGGCCGGUACCCUAUACUUAUCGGAGAACCCCGACCUGUGGGUCGGCGCCAUGGCCUUACUCUUACUCAUAUCCUAUUCACCUAGACUCACAAGAACAACAGACAACACCUUCUUCUCCCGCCACCAGUGCAACGAGUGGAAGGGCUGGAUGCAAAUUGCAUUUGUCGCUUACCACUACGCGAACGCGCAGGAUUUCUACGUUUCUAUCAGGUGGUUCGUGUCGGCUUACGUGUGGCUGACGGGGUUUGGGAAUGCGACUUAUUUCCUCAACAAAGACGACUUUUCUUUGUCAAGAUUCCUCAAAAUGAUCUGGCGCAUCAACUUUUUCGUCGUGUUCCUGUCGCUGGCCACGGGUACGAAGUGGAUCGCGUACUACGUCGUGGCCUUACAUACCGUUCAUUUUGUGUUAUGCUUUGUUAGUUUUGGGUUUUCGAAACUCAUGCUGCGAAAUGAGGAACCUGGUUCUAUACUGAGAAUAGUCUUCGCAUUAGUAUACUACCUGAUAGUAGUCACAGUAGUGUGGGAGUUCGGGCUGUACCACGUCACGAUCAAACCCGUACUGUUAUACUUAUUGGGAGAGGGCUUCGAGGAGUACUUCUGGUUUAGGACAAGGAUGGACUACCUGUCGUCGUGGUUCGGGGCUCUAGCUGCCGUGUUGAUGCCGCUCACGGUGAAGGGCUGGCAAUCUACUUACAAAGGGUUGAUCCUAUGUAUCAGUUUUAUCCUAUUUGGGUUAGGUGUAUGGGCCUGGGCGUCGCACCCUACCUCCAUAAAAUAUAGAGAGAUCGCGCCCUACGUCGGCACGCUCUGGGUGCCCUUGUAUGCCGUUCUGCGGAAUGCUACUCCUUAUCUUAGAAGCAGAGUCUCCGUACCUUUAGAAUGGUUGGGAGCAAGAUCGUUGGAGCUUUAUUUGCUCCAGUUCCACCUACUGAUGAACCGGAGCGCCGGCCGCGUCUUAUGGUUGAUACCAAAUGUCAACUGGCCCGUCUCGAAUUUAAUUCUAUGUGCGUGUCUGUGGAUGCUUGCGGCCUCGAGAUGCUUCGCGAACACCGCCUCGCUCCGAGACGCCGCGGAGGCGCGGCCGCGGCCCGUCUCUGUGGUGAUGGCGUUGCUGUGCAUGACGUAUGUCGCUGCGCGUUUGUUUGAUGCGCCGUGCGUUGGCGACGGGCUCACGAUGUCGUUCUUCGCCCUGGGCGGGUCGACGCUCGGCGGCUACGUCCUCGCGGACUGCGCGCGGCGCUGCGCUUCUGAAGAUGUGAGCAUCCGCUACAGCGUGUCGGCGACGGAGGAUACGGAUGAGUGUCCUUCUCCUCCUGGUUCGCCG